This is a messenger RNA of Thamnophis elegans (Western terrestrial garter snake), 1305 nucleotides long. RefSeq names its product ring finger protein 207 (gene RNF207). NCBI's taxonomy places the organism in Eukaryota, Metazoa, Chordata, Lepidosauria, Squamata, Natricidae. Gene Ontology annotation, molecular function: Hsp70 protein binding; transmembrane transporter binding. The transcript is spliced from 12 exons. The record is from RefSeq and is a predicted model, not a curated record. Gene Ontology annotation, cellular component: perinuclear region of cytoplasm. Gene Ontology annotation, biological process: regulation of heart looping; regulation of cardiac muscle contraction. Bases 16 to 1284 code for a protein of 422 amino acids.
GUCCUGCUCAAGGCCAUGAUUGAGGAGGUCCGGAACAGCGCAGACGAGGAGUCAUCUGCCAUCAACGGCCUCUUCAGCAGCAUGCAGGAAAAACUGGCCGAAAGGAAGAAGACUCUCCUGAAAGCUGUGCAGAGCCAAUACGAAGAGAAGGAAAAAGCUUUUAAGGAGCAGCUCUCUCACCUGGCUUGUAUCCUGCCAACCCUCCAGGUGCACCUGGUGACCUGUUCUGCAUUUCUCAGUUCGGCCAACAAAGCCGAAUUCCUGGAUUUGGGCUACCAACUGAUGGAGCGCUUGCAAAGGAUCGUCAAACAGCCCCAUCGGUUGAGGCCCUCGCAAACCAGCAAGAUCAACAGCGAAUAUCGGGCUGAGUUCGCCCACUGCCUGGAGGCCCUGCUGCCCUUGUCCCCACGCCGGUCAGUGGUGGGCGCCACAGGAGCCAUCGGUCCCGGCCUGAGCAACAGCAACAUGAUGUCCGGGGGUCCCGGCUCCAAGACCCUCUUAGUGGCCGGCUGUUCGGCGUCGCAUGAAAAAAUCCCCCUGGACGGAUCGCUGGUGAGGAAGGCGACGAUGCACCGAUACAUCAGCACAAAAGUCCUCUUAGCCGAAGGGAGGGAGACGCCGUUUACCGACCACUGCCGGGACUAUGAGAAUAUGUAUCGGGCGCUCCAGACCGAGAUCCAGAGCUUGAAGGACCAAGUGCAGGAACUCCACCGCGACUUGACCAAGCACCACUCCCUCAUCAAGGCGGAGGACAUGGGCGAAAUCCUGCAGAAAUCCCUCCAGGUGGACGUCCACAUCGCCUCCGAAUUCUCGGCGGUGGAAAUGAGGCGGACGGAGUUUGAAGAGACCUGGGAGGAAACCUACCAGCGGGUGGCCAACGAGCAAGAGAUUUACGAAGCCCAGCUCCACGACCUGCUGCAGCUGAGGCAGGAGAACACCUACCUCAUGGCCAUCGCUAAGCAGAUCGGCCCUUACGUCCGAUCCAUCGCCCGGGUCAAGGAACGGCUGGAGCCCAGGUUCCAGGAGUGGAGAGAGAAAACCGGGGAUCAGCCGGAGAGCCUGCUCAAAAUCUACGAAGACGGACCCCUCCCAGCCGAGUCUCAGCCCAGUCCCGGCACAGAAGCCCAGGCGCUUGGCUCUCCCACCACGGACCUGCAGCUGAAAAGCACCGAGGUCUUCAAAAACAAGACGAAAAUGAGGGCAGAGACCCUCUCGGACCCCACAGGAGCCCCAGAAAGUCUAACCAAGGAAGGAGACCAGGAACCCCACCUCCUUCGGCAUUGAGGGUGCCACAUUUUCCUUUUG